Rhincodon typus (whale shark) is the source of this 1419-nucleotide messenger RNA. RefSeq names its product probable G-protein coupled receptor 139. Gene Ontology annotation, biological process: G protein-coupled receptor signaling pathway. The record is from RefSeq and is a predicted model, not a curated record. The transcript is spliced from 5 exons. Bases 1 to 1419 code for a protein of 472 amino acids. Gene Ontology annotation, molecular function: G protein-coupled receptor activity. Gene Ontology annotation, cellular component: membrane. Lineage: Eukaryota; Metazoa; Chordata; Chondrichthyes; Orectolobiformes; Rhincodontidae.
AUGCAUUCUGAGGCAGCCUCGGAUGUAUCUGACUGGCUGAAAGAAAAAAAAAACAACAGUUGUGUGCAGAAUUUGGAAAGUGAGAGAAACCAGGAGAGGUUCCACGAGACAUUGGAUUGUCUUCUUGACUUUAGAGAUGCAACACUGAUGGAAGAUGUCUGGGCUCCAAUGAAGACAAUAACAUUCACAAAGGGCCCUCUUAAAACGUUUGACUUUACGGUUUUCACUAUCUUCACGGUCUCAAAAGCGUUAAUGAUGUUACAGGAGAUUGAGGAGCUGGAACUGGACAGUUGUGGUGUAGAAGGUCGUUCAGAUUGUCUUGGGAGUUCUGUCUACACUCUAUUGGUACAUGUUGAAUUGGAUGCUGGUACUUCCGAACACAAUACCCGUAACAAGGAUAGUUGGGAUACAUUGGUGCAGCAAUUUGUCGGUUAUGUUCUGUGGGAUCUCCUCAUGUUUUCUGGAAAUAGCGCCAAGUACACGCCUGUUAAUUUAUUGGCGAUUGUAAUCCUGUCCCAGGGAAAAUGCGGUCUCUCCACCUGCACUACUAAUUACCUCGUGGCCAUGGCAACAGGGGAUCUACUGGUCAUUAUCACUGAGGUUAUACUGAACCGGCUCCGGGGUUAUUAUUUUCCACAGUGCUUCUUGGAUAUCACCCCUGUGUGCAGUGUGAUCAAUGUCCUUUUGUGUGCAGCCACUGACUGCUCUGUCUGGUUCACUGUCACAUUCUCCUUUGACAGGUUUGUGGCUAUUUGUUGCCAGACACUCAAAAGAAAAUAUUGCACUGAAAGAUUAUCAAUCAUGAUUCUAACAGCAACUGGUGUUCUGCUAUUUUUGAGAAACAUCCCCUUCUUUUUUGCAAUUGAGCCUGGAGAGAUAAUCGACAAUAUGGCAUGGUUCUGCUAUCCAAAACCGGCCUAUUAUAGUGAACCUGGUUGGAAAGGAUUUGACUUAUUUGAUAAGUUUUUGACACCAUUGCUCCCAUUUCUUUUAAUCCUGUUGCUCAAUGCUCUGACAAUUAGACAUAUUUUAGUGGCCAGUCAAGUCCGGAAGGGACUGAGGGGUCAGGGCAAAGAAGUUAAUCACAGAGACGCAGAGAUGGAGAGCAGAAGGAAGUCGAUGAUUUUACUUUUCACCAUAUCCAGCAACUUCAUCCUUCUUUGGUUAGUGUAUGUCAUAGAUUUUGUAUAUUAUAAGGUAACAGGACAAAAACCUAUGCAUUAUAAUGAUUUCCAAAUAGCUUUUCAACGGGUCGGGUACAUGCUGCAGACCUUAAGUUGCUGCACAAAUGCGUUUAUUUAUGGAGCAACUCAGUCUAAGUUCAGACAGCAGGAAGUGCUCCGAGCUGCACAAGUUGGAGCUCUGGGUCUUGGAGCUCUAGCAGCGGCUGGGGAAACUGUGGCACGUUCUCGAAGCUGA